Molecule: messenger RNA, 1585 nt
Organism: Erinaceus europaeus (western European hedgehog)
Lineage: Eukaryota; Metazoa; Chordata; Mammalia; Eulipotyphla; Erinaceidae
Gene: NDUFAF1
Product: NADH:ubiquinone oxidoreductase complex assembly factor 1
Exons: 5
Coding region: 520-1506 (328 amino acids)
Biological process (GO): mitochondrial electron transport, NADH to ubiquinone; mitochondrial respiratory chain complex I assembly
Cellular component (GO): mitochondrion
Source: RefSeq, a predicted model, not a curated record
AGCCGCAGGGCACUGGGGCGGAGACCCCCUGGGCGUGUCGCACGGUCUGUUGUACGUGUGGAUCUCUGAAGAUUCUACCGGGCAUUUGCGGAAGAAGCCGUCCCAUGACAGAUGGAUAAUCUUGGGGGACUCCAGGGAAAUAUGACGCAAGGGGGCCCAGGUGCAUGCGUACGUUGGGGCGCUAGUGUUAACUAGUGUGCAUUUUGCAGCUUCAAGGCGGAGAAGCACUUGGGUUUUCUAAAUUCUUCCAAUGGGGCGGGAAAGAUUUAGGAGUAGCGGAAGGUAUGCUGCUGGAUCCGAAGCUUCCCUUCAUGCAGCUUUGGUGUCUACUUCUCUCAGGCACUCACAUCAGCCGGAACCUCAGUGUCGCUUUACCUGUGUAGGAAGAGAAAAACAGAGGGACCUACAGAGGAAAUCGGGGAUUCGGUCUGGAUAAGGAGCAGGACCUGCAGAAGUUCUUCCGGGGCGCUGGUUGGCCUCAGGUAGGAUUGACUGCUGAGGAUCACACUUUCUCUUGUCAUGGCUUUGACUCACAUGUGGAUACACAGCACUUCUGUUCUCAGCAAGUGUCUGAAACCCCAUGUUGCUCCAUGUUUGCUCUGGGGCUUUCACUUUGCAGACUACUGCUCCAGCAGCCUUCAAAAAUCAGUGACUCUUUCUGGCAAAGCCCCCUCUCAGGGGAAGACAGAAGAAAACUUGCAAGGACAUCACCAAAGAGAAGUUGCUUUGGAUAUAAUGUCUCCUGAGGAGAAGCCUGAAAUCAGCUUUGAUAAAGCAAUCAUAGAUGAAAUCAAGGACCAUUUUCGCCGUUUGAAGGUUGAUAUUGUCAAUCACUGGAUCGGUCCUGAAGGCCGCCCUCUGCAUGAAGUCUUGUUGGAACAGGCCAAGGUUGUAUGGCAGUUCCGUGGAAAGGAAGAUUUAGACAAGUGGAUGGUGACUUCAGAUAAGACAAUUGGAGGUAGAAGUGAAGUGUUCCUGAAAAUGGGCAAGAAUAACCAGAGUGCACUGCUGUAUGGGACCCUGAGCUCUGAGCCACCUCAGGAUGGGGAGAACAGCAGCAGUGGGUACUGUGCGAUGAUAUCCAGGAUCCCCAGGGGCCCUUUUGAGAGGAAGAGAUCUUUUGAUUGGUCCCAGUUCAACACUCUCUAUCUUCGUGUUCGUGGAGAUGGUCGGCCUUGGAUGGUGAAUAUCAAGGAGGACACAGAUCUAAUCCAGAAAAAGAACCAGAUGUACAGUUACUUUUUGUUCACCCGUGGUGGACCCUACUGGCAGGAAGUCAAGAUUCCUUUCUCCAAAUUCUUCUUCUCUAAUCAAGGAAGAAUCCGGGAUGUUCAGUCCCAGCUUCUGCUUGAUAAGAUCUCUUCUAUUGGAUUCACUCUGGCUGAUAAAGUAGAUGGUCCAUUCUUCUUGGAGAUUGAUUUUAUUGGAGUGUUUAAUGAUCCAGCCCACGUGGAAGAAUUUGCAUACGAAAAUUCUCCAGAGCUUAACCCAAGACUUUUUAAGUAGAGAUCAAGUGGAAGUUUUGCAUAUAUUGGUAAAAACAUCAACAGUGACACAAACAAAAUAAAGUAUUUCUUUAAUGGUA